CUCCUUUCUUUGAUGGUACUAAUUAUAAUUAUUAAAAGAAUAGGAUGAAGGUGUACAUGCUUGCAAAUGAGCCUAAGGCAUGGAUUGUGACUAUGAAAGGUUCAUAUGUGCCCAUAAAAGUUGUUGGAGAAAAUGAGGUGCCAAAGGAAGAAGUUGAAUGGCAUGAUGAAGACUUGGGAAAGAUCAUGAUCAACAACAAAGCAAUCAACAUGAUUCAAUGUGCUCUCAACCCAAUGGAAUUCCAUAAAGUUUUCAAGUGUAAUACGGCUAAAGAGAUGUGGGAUAAGUUAGAAGUAACACAUGAAGGAACAAGCCAAGUGAAGGAGUCAAAAAUCAAUAGACUCAAUCACAUGUAUAAGCUUUUCAAUAUGAAACCAGAGGAGAGCAUUCAAGAUAUGUAUAGAAGAUUGAAUGAUAUAGUCACAAAUUUCAAGGCUCUUGGUAAAGUUUAUCCUUCUCAAGAAGUGGUGAGGAAGGUUCUUAGAAGCUUGCCUAAGAAUUGGGAAGCCAAUAAGACCACAAUUGAAGAGUCUAAGGAUCUCAACACCCUUAAGCUUGAUGAUCUCAUUGGAAAAUUGAUGACAUAUGAGAUGGAUAUUCAAGUUGAUGGUCGAGUUAAAUCUAGCAAUGAGGAAGACAUCACCAAAUUGGUUUCAAAGGAAGUGAAGAAAUACAUGAAGAAGAGCCUCAAAGGGAAAUCCUUUAGAAGAAACAAGGAAAUUCACUAUUCUAGAGGAAGAAUAUCUAGUGAUAAUGACGAUGAUAAAGGAAAGCCAAGUAAGAAACAUAUCAAAUGCUAUGAGUGCAACAAGAUGGGACAUUAUAGAAAUGAAUGCCCUCAAUUGAAGAAGGGUGAGAGGAAAGACAAGAAGAGCAUGAAAAAGAAAGCUUUUGCCACCACUUGGAGUGAUAAUGAGACUAGCUCAACAGAAAGUGAAAGCUCCUUGGAGAAUGGUGUUGCAAAUCUUUGCUUGAUGGCUCAAGACGAUAACUACAAUGAUAAGAAGGUAAAUUCCAACUUCUCUAGUUCAAUUAAUGAAAGUUCCUUUGAGCAUUCAUAUGAUGAUUUAUGCAAAGUUCUUGAUUGCUCUAUUAAUGAUAUCAAGAGACUAGGGAAUGAGAAUCUAGCACUUACUAAAUCUAUCUCUUGGCUUAAAGAUUAGCUUGAAUCUCUUUCAAAACAAAAUAAGGUUUUAGUUAAAGAGAAUACCUCUUUAAAAGUUGAGAUUGCAUCUUUAAAAGAUGACAAAUCUAGUAAUGCUUUGAAAAAGGAAAAUGAAAACUUCAAAAAGAAAGUUUGUGAUCUUGAGAAUGUGAUUUCUAAAUUUACCUUGAGUAAAGAAAAAUUUGAUUC
Rubroshorea leprosula is the source of this 1354-nucleotide messenger RNA. NCBI's taxonomy places the organism in Eukaryota, Viridiplantae, Streptophyta, Magnoliopsida, Malvales, Dipterocarpaceae. The record is from the annotation of a GenBank genome assembly.